Molecule: messenger RNA, 656 nt
Organism: Lobosporangium transversale
Lineage: Eukaryota; Fungi; Mortierellomycota; Mortierellomycetes; Mortierellales; Mortierellaceae
Exons: 1
Coding region: 84-428 (114 amino acids)
Source: RefSeq, a predicted model, not a curated record
CAAAAUCGACUUUCUGAACUUGGUCACACUUUCUCAAAAGUACAUGUCACAUCGUAAAAAGAUGUAUAAUAAAUUUCAAUUGAAUGUAUUUCAAUACAACACAGCUCCCUAUAGGACCAUGGACCAUGUUCAACGCCUCUGCUCCUUUUUUUUUUCUCGCAAUCUCUCUCUCUCUCUCUCUAGACUAUUUUCCUUCCUAUCCUUUUCUUUACUGCCCUUCCUCCCCUGUUCCCUGCUCUGUUUGUCAUUUAGACAAACACGUUGUAACAGUCAACACACAUAGACAAAUUACACAUUAUAGAAACAACAAACAUGCGAUGCGAAAACGAAAAAGAAAAAACGAAAACGAAAAGGAAAAAGGAAAAGAGAAAAAAAAAGGGAGAGACGGUGGGAUGGAUGAAUUAGAGAAUGAGAGAGAGAGAGAUUAAUAUCUCUCAGAGGUGAAAUUCAAGAUGAGGGCGGAUAAAAAUAAACAUAAGCGUACAUGCAAUCUGUAUGCAAUAAACAUGCAACCGUCCAAAAAGCACCGUUCCUGAUUUUUUUUUUUUUUUUUUUUUUUCCUCGAAAUUAACAAGAAAGGUGUCCAAUUGGAAGAGGCAAAAGAAGAAUAAGACAAAUAAAAGUAAACUAAAGUAAAAAGUAUAAACACCGACACA